Molecule: messenger RNA, 2319 nt
Organism: Entrophospora sp. SA101
Lineage: Eukaryota; Fungi; Glomeromycota; Glomeromycetes; Entrophosporales; Entrophosporaceae
Source: the annotation of a GenBank genome assembly
AUGUCUCAACCAAAUACACAAUCAUCAUCACAACAGGUACAACCUUCUAUACAACCUCGUAUAUCUCAAAGCUCUUCAUCUACCCAAUCUCAAGCACAAAUACAACCUCUUCAAUCACGAGUUCCAUUGUCACGGUUACCUUCUAGACAAAUACAGCCAGUAACUAUAAAUACACCCACUGUAACUUCAUUAUCAACAACACCUCUACCAUCAAUAAUGACAUCAUCAUCACAAUCAACAAAAAUUCCAUCACAAGCAUCUUUGAAUACAAAUAGUUUUGUGGGUUCAUCAUCCACUUUAACUUCUGGUAUUCAAAGAUUGAAUACUGGCUUUCCUAUUACUCCCUUCAUGCAAACAGUGAUUGAUUCUGUUAAUCCAAACCAAAUCCUGGCAAUUCAAGAACAUUUACGUAACCCUGAAUCAUCAAGCAAUAUUACACCUGAACAAAGAAGUGCGUUAAUAAAUCAAUUGUCUAUAGUCUAUCAAUUAUUAACAUCACAAACAAUGUUAAACAAUCAGCAUAUUCAUCAAAGACAACAAUCAGCACAUUUGCCACAAUUUCAGCAGCAACAAUCAUCAUCACAAAUGCACCAAACACAGUCCAUUAACCAACGUUCAUUUUAUCCUGUGAUAAGUCCUCGGCAAAUAGUAAGAUGUGAAGUACUAUUAGAAUUCAAGGAAAACAAACAUGAUAAAUGGUUGUUUCCAAAGGAUGCCAUUUUAGAAGCAACUACAAUGUCUGAACCACAUGAUGUUAUCACAUCAUUUUAUCUACCUCAGAAUGAUGACAAAAUGGGUAGUAGUAAAGAUUGUCAAGCUGUUACAAUUCAAAUGACACAAUUAACACAAUUGAUGUUAGACUCAUUACAGGAAGCAACAAAUGAUAUAUCCAUAGUAUACAAAUCAAUGACUGAAAAAAUAAAGCAUCAAUCCAAAAGAGCUUACUUAAACUAUCGAUUGCCAGUUGACUAUCCAGAAGAUUUAUUAGAUAUAAUUGGACAAAGAGAAUCAAAUAAGGAUAUGAUAGAUAGAGAGACUGUGGGUCAAUCUGAACCUAAAAAUAAGCGAGUUAAAGCUUCAAAAAGCUCUGAGGGGAGAGCAUCUGCAAAGUCUUCAACUACACAAAAGAAGUCGAGAUCAAUUCCUGAAUUUAAUAUUCCUGUAUUACAAACAUCUAGUUCUACUACAAGUGGAGGGAAUAAACGUUGUGCAUAUUGUUACUGUAAAAGCACACCAAUGUGGAGGAGAGGUCCUGAUGGUGCUGGAACAUUGUGUAAUGCUUGUGGAGUCAAAUGGAAACAAGGGAAAAUAUUACAGUCAUCUAAUAACAUGCACACAAGUGAAAUUAAUGAUUCACAGUCAACAACAUCUCAACAUUAUAAAUCUAGAAAGGAUUCAUUUCCAACAUCUGGAUCAUCAUCUAUUACUGCAGCAGCAGCAACUAGCACUAGCAACAUUUCUUCUAUCAAAUCUAAAAAGAAGCCUGGAAGAUCAUUCUCUUUAAGUGAAGGAGCUACAGAUGAAGAUGAAGGUCGUGAAAAAAUUCGAAGUAAUUUUGGUCUGCAAAAAAACAAUAGUGCAUUUUCAAAAACUUCAGCAUCUUCAUCCAAAAAAGCAGCUACUUUCAAAGCUUCUACUGUUUCUACAGUUUCCACAAUACUUGGAGGUGAACUUGCUGAUUCUCCAGCAAAUACUUCUUCAUCAGAUUUAAUAAAUAGUCCUAAAAAAUCACCACAGUCAUUUCCACAAGGAAUAUUGUCACAUAAUUCUCGUAAUUUUAAUAAUCCAUCUGUUUCUUUUGAGUACCCAAUAAGUUUAACAUUAAAUUCAAUUGCAUUUGGACCGGGAAAUGCAUAUUUUUCUCAUUCAAAUUGUUCAGUCACAAUACAUGAAAACUUCUUGAAAAUAAAUUUGUCAAAGGAAGGCUGGUCAAGAAGAGAACCAAUUCGAAUAGAUAUUAAAUCUGAUAGUUUAGGAGUUGGGAAAUUAGAGGAGGAAAAUUAUUAUCAUUUUACUAGUACCUUGAAACGUAAAGCAUUAAGUAAAGUUCUAAAGAAAGAAUCCAUAAAAAAAGAAUUAGAAACAGUUAAAGCAGCAUUUUAUUGUGCAUUAUGUGACAAACAAUAUGCUAAAAUAUCUGAAUAUGAAAAUCAUUUAAAACCAGAAUUGUUGCUUCAUGCUUUCAUAAAUUCUGGCACCUUUAAACUGCCCCAUGACUUAAUCUUAAGCUUAGUAGAAUCAACAGAUUGGUGGGAUCUUGAAUAUGAUAUAUCAAUAUGGGCUCCUCAUUUGAUUAAUGACUCUUCUGAUCCAGCAUAG